CCUGCACUACACACUUGAGCGCCGCUGCGCACGGCUGAGCCGCUCGUCUCCAGGAACAACUCUUUUGUUUGUCGCCUCCUUCACUGGAAAAUACAGAAUCUGUUGAUGCGAUUUAGAGAUCACUUUAAGUUAAAGCGGCUGCGUCAAGUUAAUUUAAAUCCAAGCUUUGUUUGGCUCUGGGAUAAUCGCGCAGGAUCUGCUGCGGAUACACUGAUACUCCUGCCCGCGGACACAGGAGCUCCAACAAUCUGGGGAUGGUAUUAAACGGUCACCAGCUGUAGCACACUGUUCUCUGGACCUCACUGGAAGCUCCUGGACUCUCCUUCUCCUCUGUUAACAAACAGAGGGACAAUGUUGUGGGACAAACUGUGCUGGCUGCUGGCCCUGCUGGCCUUAUCGUCUGGGGGGCUGCCCCCUUCCAACGAGCCGAUGUCCGCUCCCAGAAUCUUCCUGUCCUUCAAAGAGUUAAAGUCGACCGGCACCGCUCACCACUUCUCCUUUCUGCUGAACUCCACCGACUAUCGGAUCCUCCGCAUGGACGAGGACCACGACCGCAUGUAUGUGGGCAGCAAAGAUUACAUCCUCUCUCUGGAUCUGCACGACAUCAACAAGGAGCCGCUCAUAAUCCACUGGCCUGUCGCCCCACAGAGGAAGACUGAAUGUGUCUUGUCGGGGAAAGACACCAAUGGGGAAUGCGGAAACUUCAUCCGUCUGAUUGAGCCGUGGAACCGGACCCACCUGUAUGUGUGUGGAACAGGCGCCUACAACCCCAUCUGCACCUACGUGGACCGAGGACGGAGGUCACAGGGGUUCCACUACCUACAGGCCCCCCAGUCAGGAGGGAGAACAAGUCGGGCAGCAGACUACAGCACUACAUCAGAGCCUUUGGAGGCCAAGGAAUACAUUUUCCGUCUUGAACCCGGCAAAGUGGAUUCUGGGAAAGGAAAAUGUCCUUAUGACCCCAAACUUAACAGCGUCUCCGCUUUGAUCAACGGAGAGCUGUACGCCGGAGUCUACAUCGAUUUCAUGGGAACAGACUCUGCUAUCUUCCGUACUCUGGGGAAGCAGACAGCCAUGAGGACUGAUCAGUACAACUCCAGAUGGUUAAACGAUCCCACAUUUGUCCACGCACACCUCAUCCCAGACAGCGCCGAGAAGAAUGAUGACAAGCUCUACUUCUUCUUCCGCGAGAAAGCCUCUGAGAUGGGCCAGAGUCCCAUGACCCAGUCCAGGAUAGGGCGGAUCUGCCUGAACGACGACGGUGGACACUGCUGUCUGGUCAACAAGUGGAGCACAUUUCUGAAGGCCCGCCUCAUCUGCUCGGUGCCGGGAGCCGACGGCAUCGAGACACACUUUGAUGAACUAAGAGACGUGUACAUCCAGCCCACUCAAGACACCAAGAACCCUGUCAUCUACGGAGUCUUCUCAGUUUCGGGGUCUGUGUUUAAAGGCUCGGCCGUGUGCGUUUACUCCAUGGCUGACAUCCGCAUGGUCUUCAACGGGCCGUUUGCCCACAAGGAAGGUCCCAACUACCAGUGGGUGGCGUACACUGGGAAGAUCCCCUACCCUCGCCCUGGCACUUGUCCUGGAGGCACUUUCACCCCCAACAUGAAAUCCACAAAGGACUACCCAGAUGAGGUUAUCAACUUCAUGAGAAACCACCCUACCAUGUACAACGCUGUGUACCCGGUGCACAAGCGCCCCCUGGUGGUCAGGACCAACGUCGACUACGAGUUCACCACAAUUGCUGUGGACCAGGUGACGGCUGCUGACGGGAGCUACGAGGUGCUCUUCCUGGGGACAGAUCGAGGGACGGUCCAGAAAGUGAUCGUCCUGCCGAGAGACGAUUUACAAACGGAGGAGCUGGUGUUGGAGGAAGUGGAGGUUUUCAAGGUUCCUACUUCAAUCACGACUAUGAAGAUUUCAUCCAAACGGCAACAACUGUACGUCGGAUCCGUGUUGGGCGUGACCCACCUCGCCCUCCAUCGCUGUGACGUGUACGGGGAGGUCUGUGCCGACUGCUGCCUGGCCCGGGACCCGUACUGCGCCUGGGACGGCAAAUCCUGCUCCAGAUACUCGGCCUCGCAGAAGAGGCGGAGCCGCCGACAGGAUGUGAAGUAUGGAAACCCGAUCCGACAGUGCCGAGGUUAUAACUCUAACACCAAUAAGAACACUCUGGAGAUGGUUCAGUACGGGGUGGAGGGCAGCACGACGUUUUUGGAGUGCCAGGCCAGGUCUCCUCACGUGUCUCUCAAGUGGCACCUGCAGAAGGAAAACAGCGACAGGAGGAAAGAGAUUCGCUCAGAGGGCCGCAUCCUGAAAACAGACCAAGGUCUUCUGAUCCGCUCGCUGCAGUCCUCCGACAGCGGCAUCUACCAGUGCACGUCCACAGAGAAGAACUUCAAGCACACUCUUGUGAAGCUGCAGCUCGUGGUCCUUUCCAGUCGCACAGUCAACAACGUGUUGGUGGAGACAGGCAGCCCCGCCCUCCCUCCUCUUCAGUCCAGCGCCUGGACUCCGAGUGCCGGUCAGUACAAGGACCUGCUGACCAUCCUCAGCCAGCCGGAGAUGGGGCUGAUCAACCAGUACUGCCAGGACUACUGGCAGCUCGGAGACGGCGGCCUCGGGGACAACAAAGCCAAAAGCCUGAAGGAGCUGAAAGAGCAGAAGAAGCCUCGCAACCGCCGGCAUCACGACGAGCAAACAGCUCCGGCCGAGACAUGAGGAGCUGGACACAAACCCUGUCGUAGUGAAACGCCUCCCGUCUACCUUUUCACACAACCCCCUAAACACUGCAACCCCCCCAUUUAGGGAAAUGACUCCAGUCAGAUGAUCGAUAAAAUCUAAUUAUCAUAAAGGACAAUACAGACAGAAAGCAACAGCAUCAAACAGUUUCUAUGGAACUGUUGGGAAAAAAUACACAAUAUUUAUUGUAGGUUGUAAAAAGUAAUUCUUUGUACCUAUCUAGAAAACAUGUUUUUUGUGAAUAGAUAAAUCUGUGCAAAUAUUGUUGUUAUUAUAAUAUUAUUGUUAGUGUUAUUGUUUAUUACGAUGUGUUAUUAUGUUGAGAAUAUCUUUAUGUUUGGUGUUUUUGAGAAACAGCAACGAUAACCCGGGACACUGGGAGCAUCCACACAUGGACCAGGACCCAUGAACACUCAGUACUCCGAUACUGUCUGUGGCGACCAUGUUGGAUCAUUUGACUGCUGGCAGUAUUCAGUGUCUAAGCUGAAAGUGGAGUCAGGAAGUCCCUGACCUCCUCGAACUUCCCGAAACUUCUUCACCAGAACUAUCUACUGUAUAUCGAACAGUAUUUUUAUUUUUUUUUUUAACUGCAAAAUACAAGCUGUUGAUAGACAGACGACAAAAAUGGCAUUUCACAGGACAUGCAAAAGGAUAAGAGAAAUGCCCGCAGACUGUGACAACAAGUCACGGCUACACAUGUGAACGAAAGCCAGGCGAGACGUCUUUCCUCUCGUGACGCGGUCCAGCCUGGCCUCCAGUGAAGAUGUUACACCGCUCGCCCAUAUUCUUCCAAAAUCCGUUGCUGCCAAGUGUUUGUUUUGUUUAUAUGUGAAUAUCACAUCUCAAUGUUGUAUUCUUAACGGACGUGAUCUUUGUGAUAAGCUGUUUUUUGGGGAAAAGGGUCUUUCAACGACACAAAAGCUGAAAACAUAACAUUGCCUUCUCUUUUCUCUCUUUGGAGAUAAGAUAUUCCAGCAGGCAGCUAUAUGUGAGUUUGUGACAGUUUGUGAUAAUAAAAAAAUAAAUAAAAUAUUAGACAAAAGCACCUUCUGUUGCCAAAUUGGUGAUUUGGAUGCAUAGUAAAUACUUCACAUGUAUCUGUGGCAUAGUAUGCAGUGUAUUCAUAUAAAGCAAAGCAUGCAGUUUGUAUGCUCAGAUAUUUUUCUUUUUGCUCUCAAUGAAUCCAAAGUUUGCAUUCCUGCCAUUUUCAUGCUAAGGGGUGGGAUCGGUAUAGUCGAGUGUACUGAUCCUCAUGUUCUGGUGCUGUAACUACUGCAUCAGCCGCAGGUCUUUCUCAGCCACCCUGCCAUCAUAAUGUGCCACAGACUUCAUAUAAAACUACGGUUCUGAGCAACUUCAGUAAAACGACGUCACAGGUGCGACCACGAACAAGCUGAUCACCGCGAAACCUGGAGAGAAAACUUUACCAAAAUCUUCAGAAGGUGGCUUUUCAUUGUGCAUGGCAUGUACAGUGUAUGUAUAUGGUAUUUGUUUAAAAUGCUACGUUGCCGUGGAUGUCAGUGAAUGUCUUUCUUGUUGUGGGGAUACGGAAAUACUACCGGUGCAAGACACAUGUGCUCACACCUUUUUACAGUGGGGAAAGGCCCGAAUGGUAUAAUUGUGAUUUUAUUUUUCCUCUUGCUCUCUCUCUCUCUCACUCUGUCUUUCUCUCUCUCCCUCUCUCUGCCUCUUGUUUUUUUUCUUUUUUUUUUUUUUAAAGUAACUCACAAUCUGCAUAUAUUUCAAACAUCUAUUUUCUUCUCUCUGUUUGGCAGACUUUGCUCUGGGUCAUUGAGGUAAAGUAAUGUAUGAUAUGCACAGUUGGUGUUAUUGUAAUGACUUGUAAAAAAAUUACUAUCUUUUCUUCCUCAUCAAUGUUGCUAACUAAUAAAUUAAAGCUCUAUAUUUUAUAAUAA
Molecule: messenger RNA, 4661 nt
Organism: Stegastes partitus (bicolor damselfish)
Lineage: Eukaryota; Metazoa; Chordata; Actinopteri; Pomacentridae
Product: semaphorin-3F-like
Biological process (GO): neural crest cell migration; negative chemotaxis; positive regulation of cell migration
Cellular component (GO): plasma membrane
Molecular function (GO): semaphorin receptor binding; chemorepellent activity
Source: RefSeq, a predicted model, not a curated record